AUGGUUCGCAAUUGCGAACAGCACAUGAUUGCUUUUGCAAUCACUUGGUUUCGCAUUUGUGAGCCUUGUCUCGCAUUUGCGAUGCUCCCAAUUGCGGCAUCUGCAGGGAAGACGCAGCUACCAAAGAACUUGAAUAUAAAAGCUGUUUUUGUGUUCGGAGAUUCCAUCGUUGAUCAAGGAAAUAAUAACAAUAUAACAACGCUGAUCAAAUGUAAUUUUCCACCGUACGGGAAAGACUUUAUUGAUGGAAAGCCAACUGGAAGGUUUACUAAUGCCAAAACGCCAGCGGACUUGAUAGUUUUGACUUUAUUAAUUCUGAUAUUCACAUCAGUGGAAGAACUGGGAAUUAAAGAGCUAAUGCCAGCUUAUCUUGACCCCAAAUUGCAAGCUGAAGAUCUUAAAACUGGAGUAAGUUUUGCUUCAGGAGCUUGUGGAUACGACCCUCAAACAGCUGCCAUUGCGUCAGUAAUACCACUAUCAACACAAUUGAAUCAUUUUCAAGAAUAUGUUGGGAAGCUAAAGGGAUUAGUUGGAGAAGAAGAAGCCAACACCAUACUACACAGCAGCCUAUACUUUGUGGUAGCCGGCAGCAAUGACCUAGCUAACACAUACUUCACCAUCGGACUUCGCCAAAAACAGUAUGAUAUUAACUCAUAUACUGAUCUUAUGGUGGAUGGAGCUGCAGAUUUUAUCCAAGAAUUGUACAAGUUGGGAGCAAGAAAGAUAGGGGUAUUUGGGAUUCCACCAGUUGGGUGCUUGCCAUUCCAGAGAACAGUGAGUGGAGGAAUAUUUAGAAUGUGUGUGGAGGAAUACAAUGAAGCUGCACUAUUGGCCAACACUAAGUUAUCAGCUGCCAUUAAUGAUUCACUAUCCAAGAAAUUGCCUCAAUCCAAGCUCGUUUUCAUUGACCUCUAUGAUCCUAUGCUUGAUCUCAUCAUCAACCCUAAAAAAUAUGGAUUUGAAGUGGUAGAAAAAGGAUGCUGUGGAACAGGAAACAUAGAGGUGCUAAUGCUAUGCAAAUACGGUGGGACAUGUGAAGAUGACACAAAAUAUUUGUUCUGGGAUAGUUAUCAUCCCACUGAAAGAGGCUACAGGAUCCUUGUUGAUCAAAUGAUGAAAAAGUAUAUCAAUAGUUUCACAUAAUCAUGAAUAUCAGAUUGCUUCAUUACCGUCCUCUCAUAUCUGUAUUUGAUUGAAAUAUUUUUUAUGUUCUUUACAGAGUGUGUUUGUAUCCUGUACAAGUUUGAACCUUUUUUUUUCGUUUACACCUAGACAUUUUGUUUU
Messenger RNA from Nicotiana attenuata, 1284 nucleotides. RefSeq names its product GDSL esterase/lipase EXL3-like. Lineage: Eukaryota; Viridiplantae; Streptophyta; Magnoliopsida; Solanales; Solanaceae. The transcript is spliced from 7 exons. Gene Ontology annotation, cellular component: extracellular region. Gene Ontology annotation, molecular function: hydrolase activity, acting on ester bonds. Bases 1 to 1143 code for a protein of 380 amino acids. The record is from RefSeq and is a predicted model, not a curated record.